This is a messenger RNA of Periophthalmus magnuspinnatus, 2268 nucleotides long. It is a transcript of the gene pdk1, whose product is annotated as pyruvate dehydrogenase kinase, isozyme 1. The coding region runs from base 554 to 1777 and encodes 407 amino acids. Gene Ontology annotation, cellular component: mitochondrion. Gene Ontology annotation, molecular function: pyruvate dehydrogenase (acetyl-transferring) kinase activity. Gene Ontology annotation, biological process: regulation of glucose metabolic process; protein phosphorylation. Lineage: Eukaryota; Metazoa; Chordata; Actinopteri; Gobiiformes; Gobiidae. The record is from RefSeq and is a predicted model, not a curated record. The transcript has 11 exons.
GUAGCUACAAAGGAGAGGCGUGAUUGGAUAAAUCCACCGGGCACCAGCCACCAGUUUUACUGUACAGCUUUCCACGUUACUUUACGAUUAUUUUAUAACUACCGAGUUUUACUGUAGUCGUUUGUAUGUCUUGGCGUUUAAAAACCUGUUGUUUCUGCCUGCUCUGGUUUUCCUGAGCACGGAGCGGAAGCGUUGACUGCAACUCUCUUGAGCUGUAACUUAAUUCUCUUGGCCACACUGUUACUCUUUAAAGAAGCCCAUCGUAAACUGGACACCUGCUAUACCCAUGACAUUUUGAAAGCUUGACCAACUUGCCCUCUAACUGAAGAUCUAAAAUAUAUUUAAGUACGACCGUGACUAUGAAAUCCUCACGCCUCUUUAUCAAUGAACGGUAGCAUACCGACUGACGCUACGCAGUUCUCAAUUAAAACUAGCUAUCAAGCUAAUGACAACUUGGCUAACUACAACCCACGAACUGUUUUUGUUGUUGACAGUUUGUAAUAAGUAUUAAAAUCUUCCUAGAUAUCGUUUUAUCUGUGACAAAUCAAACAUAAUGAGGAUCCUUAGAUUUCUGAGGAGUAGUGUGGCCAUAACAAAGGAUAUAGACUUUUAUUCCAGAUUCUCACCUUCUCCUCUGUCAAUGAAGCAGUUUCUGGACUUUGGAUCAGAAAAUGCUUGUGAGAAAACCUCCUUUGCCUUUCUCAGACAAGAGCUGCCAGUGAGGUUGGCCAACAUAAUGAAAGAAAUCAAUUUGCUGCCUGACCACUUACUCCGGACUCCCUCAGUGCGACUGGUCCAGAGCUGGUACAUGCAGAGUUUUCAGGACAUUCUUGAGUUCAAAGAAAGGAAUGCAGAUGAUGAAAAGACCAUCUAUGAUUUUACAGAUGCUGUUAUAAAGAUCCGGAAUCGACACAAUGACGUCAUUCCAACCAUGGCUCAGGGAGUGGUAGAGUACAAGGACACCUAUGGCAUGGAUCCAGUUGUAAGCCAAAAUGUUCAGUAUUUCCUUGAUCGUUUCUAUAUGAGUAGAAUAUCCAUCAGAAUGCUUCUAAACCAGCACACACUCCUAUUUGGUGGUAAGGUGAAGGUGAACCCAGCGCACCCUAAACAGAUUGGGGGUAUUGAUCCACACUGUCACGUCAGUGAUGUCAUUAGGGAUGCCUUUGAAAAUGCAAGAAAUCUCUGUGACCGCUACUACAUGAACUCUCCUGACCUUAUACUGGAAGAAUUUAAUCCAAAAGAAAAAGAUAAACCUAUUACGGUGGUUUAUGUUCCCUCUCAUUUGUACCACAUGGUCUUUGAACUUUUCAAGAAUGCCAUGCGUGCCACAAUGGAGUUAUAUGGGGAUUCUAUGGAGUACCCCCCAAUCCAGGCACAUGUUGCUCUGGGCACAGAAGACUUAACAGUAAAGGUGAGCGAUCGUGGUGGAGGUGUCCCACUGAGAAAGAUUGACAGACUGUUCACCUACACAUACUCCACUGCCCCCAAACCCGAUAUAGAGCGCUCUCAUGCUGCCCCUCUGGCUGGUUAUGGCUAUGGUCUCCCCAUUUCUCGGCUCUAUGCUCGGUAUUUCCAAGGAGACCUGAAGCUAUAUUCUUUGGAGGGAUUUGGGACAGAUGCAAUAAUCUACAUACGGGCAUUGUCCACAGAGUCAAUAGAGAGACUCCCAGUGUACAACAAGUCUGCAUGGAAACACUACAAAACCAUCCACGAGGCGGACGACUGGUGCGUUCCCAGCAAAGAGCCCAAGGACAUGACUACUUAUCGGAGUUUCUAGGGCCAAACCAAAGUGUUGUGAGUGCUAAAUGGGCAGCCUGCUGCUAUGAGGCUGAUAAUGAACAAAGAUGAGUAAGAUAUAUUUGACUAUUUACAGUAGUAAAAAUAUAUUAUUUAAUGGAGUAAGGUGCCUACCAGGUUGCACCUCAAGUUCCUCACAUCUAACGCACACCUAUCGUGUUUAGAGAUUUAAAAGCUAUGUAUUAAUUCGUUUUGGUCAAUAACAUACCUAUGCCAGUUUUUAUCUGUUACCUAAAUAAUACAUUCUGUUUUAGUAGUUGGAGUUGUAAUUUUAUGUCAGCUAUGUCUUGUGCUGCAAAAUAUUUUACUUAGAGUUAAAGCAAAAGGAAUGUCUUAUUUAUUUCCAGCAUUCAUGUCCUGUCUAUCGCAACCACCACCUGUAUGGACCUGAGCUACACUCUCAUAUUACAGUAUUAUGUCCUGUCUGUCAUAUGAAUGGUUGUAUUCAAAAUAAACACUCCCAAGUUCAUU